AUGCCUGCCGCGCCAAAGCAGAGAAAGAUCGCGAUUGUUGGCAGUCGCUCCGUGGGGAAAUCCUCGCUCACGGUCCGCUUCGUCGAGCACCACUUUGUGGAAAGCUACUACCCCACGAUUGAGAAUACUUUCAGUCGGAUUAUCAAGUACAAUGGCCAGGACUAUGCGACUGAGAUUGUGGAUACUGCCGGACAGGACGAGUACAGCAUUUUGAACUCAAAGCAUUUCAUUGGGAUCCAUGGCUAUAUCAUUGUGUAUUCCGUCACAUCACGACAGUCGUUCGAUAUGGUGAAGACAAUAAGGGAUAAGAUUCUGAAUCAUUUGGGAGCGGACCAAGUGCCACUAGUGAUAGUGGGGAACAAGAGUGAUCUCAAGCCAGAACAACGGCAGGUUUCUACCGAUGAGGGCCGACAGCUAGCAGAGGAGUGCGGCUGUGCUUUCACCGAGGCUAGUGCCUUCCUCGAUUUCAACGUUUCCAAGGCAUUUGAUCUCAUGAUCGGCGAGAUUGAGAAGUCUCAAAACCCGUCCCAGCCGGCCGGUAACAACAAAUGCACGAUGAUGUGA
Penicillium macrosclerotiorum is the source of this 564-nucleotide messenger RNA. RefSeq names its product Rheb family small GTPase rhbA (gene rhbA). Gene Ontology annotation, molecular function: GTPase activity; GDP binding; GTP binding. Gene Ontology annotation, cellular component: plasma membrane. Gene Ontology annotation, biological process: small GTPase-mediated signal transduction. Bases 1 to 564 code for a protein of 187 amino acids. NCBI's taxonomy places the organism in Eukaryota, Fungi, Ascomycota, Eurotiomycetes, Eurotiales, Aspergillaceae. The transcript has 4 exons. The record is from RefSeq and is a predicted model, not a curated record.